Molecule: messenger RNA, 675 nt
Organism: Kazachstania africana CBS 2517
Lineage: Eukaryota; Fungi; Ascomycota; Saccharomycetes; Saccharomycetales; Saccharomycetaceae
Exons: 1
Coding region: 1-675 (224 amino acids)
Source: RefSeq, a predicted model, not a curated record
AUGGCAGGCCUUGCGACAAGCGCAGCAUUAAGUCUGGGACAAGGUUAUGUGCAGGAUUUGAGCAAGGAUUAUAGUGCGAAGCAUUUCCAGCCUACAAAGGACCCGUACUAUACUGAAAGGCCUGGAGGUGGAACCAAGAGAAGAAGACUUCCUGAGGGAUGUAGCAAACAAGAGAGCAAAGCUUGGAAGUCUGUACAGAAUAAGGCGUAUUUACAUGAUAAAUCACUAUGUGGAUGCUGCUGCUGGUGCGAUAAUAUAGGUUGGGCUCCAUUGUUGGCCUUAAUCCCCGGUAUUGGCCCCUUGCUGAUGUUUUGGGUUCAUAGUGAGUUAAUUAAAUUAGCUAACAAGAAAUUUCAGUUACCGGAAGACUUAAUGGCAAAAAUGUAUGGUAAUAUUGCUGUUGACUUAGCAUUAAGUCUUGUGCCACUUUUGGGAUCACUCUUUUCAUGGUUACAUGCAUGUUCCACGAGAAACGCCGCCAUGAUAUACAACUACGUUUCUAAAAGGGUAGUUGACAGAAAUACAAGACUAGAGCGGGAGAGACGAGUUCAAGAACAGAUGAGUGGUCAAUAUUCCAAUUAUUAUGUAGCAUCACAAACUCAACUUGGCAGCACAUGGCAACAACCUCCAACAGCCUCCAUGAGCCAACCUUAUCGACAGGCCAGGCAUGUUUGA